UGAGAGGACAAUGUUAGGAAAACUUCCUCAACACUGGGCAAAUGACCCACAUGUUUACUCCCUGGAUGACCUUCUGGCAAUCAAAGGAGGGCAGCUGGUGGCAGAGAUAAAGGAUGUGACGUCAGUUUGCAUUAGUCACAUUGCUAAGUGUCAGGUCUGUUUAGGGAGAGGCUUCAUUUGUGAAAUUUGUGGACGUGGAGAGGCUAUAUUCCCAUUCCAGUUGGACUCGACAGCGCUCUGUGAAUGCUGCAAUGCCUGCUUCCACAAUGGUUGCUUCUCGCCAGGACGAUGCCCGAGAUGCAUCAGGAGGGAAUCAAGAAGAUCGUCUCGGGAAGUUAUUGAGAAGCAGGACUCAGUGGAAUCGUCUUCAAGCAAAGAGUCAUGAAUUCUGUAGAUAAGGCAUGUUCAGCGUCAUGUUCUGGAGUCCAUAUGAUUUAUGGAGAUGAUCAGUAUCUCAAUUAUUGUGAUAUUUAUGCAUACUUUGACCUAGUAUGUGCACCAAAGAAUAUACCUUCUGAUACCUAUAUCUGUUUCAUGAAAUCAGCCUAAAUGCACUCUGUGUUUGUGUGUGUGUGUAUGAGUGCAUGAGCAACUGUGUGACUGUAUGAUUGUGUGUGUGUGUAUGUGUGUGUGUGUGUUGUGUGUGUGUGUGUGUGUGU
This is a messenger RNA of Penaeus vannamei (Pacific white shrimp), 659 nucleotides long. NCBI's taxonomy places the organism in Eukaryota, Metazoa, Arthropoda, Malacostraca, Decapoda, Penaeidae. The record is from RefSeq and is a predicted model, not a curated record.